Molecule: messenger RNA, 3057 nt
Organism: Carassius auratus (goldfish)
Lineage: Eukaryota; Metazoa; Chordata; Actinopteri; Cypriniformes; Cyprinidae
Product: ras-related protein Rab-19
Exons: 3
Coding region: 636-1292 (218 amino acids)
Molecular function (GO): GTPase activity; GTP binding
Source: RefSeq, a predicted model, not a curated record
AUAUCUCCAACACUUUGAUUAUCCCGUGACUUUUAUCUGCGCAUUAGACGCACCAUCUUUUCUUUUUUAAGUUAGCAAUGAGAAGCUUUGUUUGAAAAACUAAUACCUAACAUAUAAAGAUAAAACAGCUAGUCUAGUAAGCUGUUUACAACAAUUAAAACCAAACUAAGUGUCACAAUUUGGACCCAAAGUAUUUUUAUAGUAGCUAAAUAUUUACCAUAUUUGAAACGUUUUCAUACCAACUUUUUAUUUUUCAGUUUGCUUAUUUUUGUUAAGCUCAACCGUUCAUCCCCGUUGCCAAUAUUAUAUAUAUAUAUAUAUAAUUCAUGAGGGAAAUAUAAAGUUAUCAGAACCAACAUUUGGUCCCAAGCUAACCUGAACUACAAUAUUUGGUUAUUGAAUCAUACAAACCCAAGUUUCAUACCAUGUUGCAGUCCUCAUAGUUCCUAUGUUAUUGACUCUGAGGUUAAUGAUCUGCAGUGGCUCUGUUCAGUAGUGUAGAGUAGCAGAUGUUAGAUGUCUUGUCCUGCUGCACUACAUUCCCCACAAUGCAUCUGUGCAGGCGGCGGUCCCACCUGUCUGUCCAGGUAGAGGAGGAAGCAAAGCGAGCACAGAGAGCAGAGCAGAGCUGAAGCAUGGAGCGAGAGGAUCCUCAGAACGACUCCUUCGACUUCCUCUUCAAGAUCAUCCUCAUCGGGGACUCCAACGUGGGCAAGACCUGCCUGGUGCACAGCUUCAAGAGCGGCCUGUUCUCCGAGACGCAGCAGAACACCAUCGGUGUGGACUUCACUGUGCGCACGCUCACCAUCGACGGCCGCCGAGUCAAGAUGCAGGUGUGGGACACGGCAGGACAGGAGCGCUUCCGCACCAUCACACAGAGCUACUACCGCAGCGCUCACGGGGCCAUGAUCGCCUACGACAUCAGCCGCAGGGACACUUUCGACUCCGUGCUACGCUGGCUCCACGAGCUGCAGCGAUUCGGGGCCGCCAACGUGCUCACCGCGCUCAUAGGUAACAAGCGUGACCUGGAGGCGGAGCGGCAGGUGCAGUUUGCAGACGCCUGUAAGCUAGCGGAGGAGCAGGGCAUGCUAGCAGCUCUGGAGACGUCAGCGAGAGAGAAGCAGAGCGUGGAGGAGGCGUUCAUAAUGAUGGCGCGACAGCUGCUGCAGCAGAACGGCCUUUGUGUCACGCCGGACACGGACACACAUGUGUUACUGCGCACUAACUCUCGCGCUGUGGUCAGCGGGCCGUCGCUAGCAGAGCACCAGAAACAACAGCCCUGCCAGUGCUGAUCACAACACAGGGGGCCGUCCACUCAGAGCGCAUGCUUGCAUUACAAAGCACUGCUUUACAUUCUUUAUGUAUACAUACUAUGACUGGUGCAUUGCAUCUUGCAUAUGAGUGUCACGGUUUAUUUUUUUGUUGUUUGCCUUUAUUAGGACUAGAAGUGAGGUCGGACACAGAGGGGGGUGGAAUCGGGAAAGUCGGGAUGCAGAAGCGUAAUGGCGCUAUAUGUUAGCGCACUGCCCAGAGCAUCGCGUUUUUUUAAGAACUUCAACUUUUACACACAGAGGACCAAUGAGAAGACCCUGAAGGCUGAGCAAGCAUUGCAAGCUUUUCUAUACUGUAGCAGGUUGGCAUGGCUGGCAACUGUGUUAUAAAAAAAAAAACAGCCAAGAUGUUCAUAAACUCUAAAAACUUGUGUGCGCAAUUGAAUAGGACCAACUUUAUUGUCUGACAAGAAAAAAUGUGCAUAAACUUAAAUGGAAACCUUUAGUGAGUAUGGGUCACCAUACUUGGCUGAAUGUCACUUUCACUUUCAUUUGACAGCAACAUGGCAGAGGAGUUUUUCCGAAACCCUUGCUGGUGCUGCGUCUCACGUUUUAUGCGUUAUCUCACGUUUAGUGUUUCUGCUUGCACGUUUCCUCUGAAUAAAUGAAGUCACUGCCGUCAACACUGAAGAAAACAAUCCCAAUACAUCUGAAGAGUUUUAUUAAUAUUAAAAAUUACUAUUUAUCGAACAUCAGUGUGUUUUGCUAUAGUGUGCUGGAAUAUUAUAAUAUUAUAAAUGUGAUGUAAUUUACAGUUUACACAGUGAUUUUAUUUGAACAGACUGUUGUUAUUUUUGAAUCUCUAGUGAAUGCAAGUUAAAUCGAGGAUGUUUGCGCUGGAAAAAGAGAUGCUCGCACCGAAGAAGAGCAUCAGUUUCUGUGCCGCAGUGACGUUGUUUUGCACACAUCUGGAUAAACGUCUCUAUAAAUGUUCUCCGUCUCAGUGGAUGCUCAUGUCUAACACACAGGAAGUGACUGAUGUUCAUCAGCUGACAGCAGAGCCACAUGAAGACCAGGAAUGGAUCACAGAUUUCCUCUAUCCAUUUGACAAUAGCCAUGUUCCCAUUCACCUAUUUUUAUGCACAUUUUGGAAUAUUGCAUAAGAAAAAAAAAAACAGCCAAGAUGUGCAUAAACUCUAAAAACUUGUGUGCGCAAUUGAAUAGGACCAACUUUAUUGUCUGACAAGAAAAAAUGUGCAUAAACUUAAAUGGAAACCUUUAGUGAAUAAACUCCCCCAUGCUUAUCUAAAGGCAUGUAAUGGGAUAACUGGACUAACCAGCAGACCGAUCUCAUUCACAGCAUCUGAAACACCUUGAGCAACGUCUGUUGUCAGAGUAUUUCUGUAUAAUUGUUGCACGACUGCGUUCCCGAACAGCUGGCACUGCAUUCAUUGUGUUCAAUAAAGUCAUUCAUCAUAUAUGAAAAUGAUUAUAUUCCGUGGCUUAUCCUAGUUUUCUGAGUGAUCUUUAGAGCCAGUUUAUCAGGAGUGAUGAUUUUGUCUCUUUGACUCAUUGGAUGGAAACAGUGUUUUAUUCACACGUGUUUUAUGCAAUGUUACAAUUUUGAGCACAUUUGUGGAUGGAAACAUGGCUAUUGAACGUCUGAUUUAGUUCAGUUUUCUAUCGGUUUAUUUCGUUUAGAUGUUUGUAUUGUAUUAUUUUGGGGCUACGUGUGCUUGAUUUUACAUUUAUUAAAAUAAAUUGAUGAUUGUUCAUGUUUAAUGAA